AACUCGAGCAGUCGUGCUUCGACUUCGGCUGCUCGCGGAUCGGCUGCCGCGUUGCCCCUUGCACCUUCCCAUAGCACUCGCGCGCUCGCACCAUGCCCGCCCUGCUGCCACUGCUGCUGCUCCUCGUGGCCGCCUCCGAGGCCGCCAUCCACGGAGGCAAAAAGGCGGAGAGCGACGUCAACGGGAUUCCGCUCUCAGAGCUGCAGGAGUUCAGCGACGAGGCUAUAAUGCCGCGCUUCGCCGAGAACAUCCCGAACGUGACGGUGACCCUGGGAAAGGACGCGUUGCUGGCGUGUGUCGUGGAAAACCUGCGUGGCUACAAGGUGGCGUGGGUGCGCGUGGACACGCAGACGAUCCUCUCGAUCCACCACAACGUGAUCACGCAAAACCCUCGAAUUUCGCUGUCGUACAACGACCACAGGUCGUGGUAUUUGCACAUCACAGACGUCCAGGAGGAGGACCGUGGCUGGUACAUGUGUCAGAUCAACACUGAUCCCAUGCGAUCGAGGGUCGGAUAUGUGCAAGUCGUCGUGCCUCCGACCAUUCUGGACAAGGAAACGAGUUCGGACAUGGUGAUCAGGGAGGGAAGCAACGUGUCGAUGACCUGCAAGGCGGAGGGCUACCCUGAGCCUUACGUCAUGUGGCGGCGCGAGGACGGUGAAAACAUCAAUUACAACGGCCUCGAAGCGAACGUGAUCGACGGUGAGGUGCUCAACAUCAGCAGGGUCAGCCGGCUGCACAUGGGCGCCUACCUUUGCAUCGCCUCCAACGGCGUCCCGCCCACUAUCAGCAAGAGGGUGCUCCUCAGAGUUCAAUUUCCGCCGAUGCUGAGCAUCCCGAACCAACUGGAGGCGGCCUACGUGGGUCAGGACGUGUCCCUCGAGUGCCACACUGAAGCCUACCCCACCUCGCUCAACUACUGGAUCACCGAGCGCGGCGACAUGAUCGUGUCAGGCGACAAGUACGAGAUCUCGUCGGCUGACUCGUCGUACAAGAAGUACAUGCGUCUCAAGAUAAAGGGCGUCUCGAGGAGGGACUUCGUCUCGUACAAGUGCGUUGCCAAAAACUCGCUCGGUGAAACUGAUGGAGUCAUCAAACUGGAGGAAAUCCCGGCGCCGUCGACGUCGACCACCUCGACGCCGGAGCCAGUUACCAGCAGAUCAGGUCGCGGAAAGCAGUCGCGGCAGAGACACAGGGCCAAAAACGACGUGCUCGACCCUCGCAGAACAGAGUACGAGUACGAUGACAACAGCUCCGAAGACCCGAGUAGCCCCUACUACGGCAGCGACUCGGCCUGCGCCUCGGCGUCGUUGAGUGCCCUUUGCACGUGGACCGCUGUCGUGCUGUUUGUGCUGCACAGGUGACCCCUCGUUGACCCCUAGAAUCGGGAAUACGCCAUCGACCAAACAGAGCAGCGAACUUUGCAUAUCACAAGUGAUAAAUUGACUUUAUUUCGAGAAACUCUCGUUUUUGAAGAGGAACAUUAGAGUGUAGUGCGCCAAAAAUGCAUAAUUAUUAUAACCAAUCAAGCUGACCAUCAAAAUCAUUAACCUAAUAGAAAUUAAACGGAUGUAUUUAACGCCAUCAACUCUAACCAGAAAGUCACUUCCAGAGAGCAGGGCUUGCGGUCGUGCCAGAUUCUUUCACGGCUUCAAACAUCAAUGACUUUCCCAUAUAACCAAUUGUUCAAAUUUGGUGCAGAAAAAUAGUCAUUCAACCUUUUGUAUUAUUUGUCAACAUUUUUUUAUUUAAUUAGGGGAGCGCACCAUUUAAUUGAAGAUCAGUCAUAAAGGGAAAUACGUCUUGGAGGGAUGGAAACUAAUGUUUGUAAAAUUUUCGGAUCAAAUGGUUUAAGGUAAUGUGGAUAUUAGAGAUGGCCAAAGGCUAGUUAUAAGCAUUAGUUGCCGGAUGGUUUAACUUUCAAGAGAUGGCAUUCGACCAAUUGAUCCGGAUCGUUGUUUGAAGAAAUGGAACAAACAGCAAGAGUGCUAUAUGGUGAAUUUGUGGAGCCCUUCUAUUUAUUGAUAAAAACUAACUGAUUUGUUUCUGCACCAACCCCUUUUUAGUUUUACUGUACAUAUAAUAUACAUAGAACGCGUGUACUUCUCUCCACGCCAGGCACAUAAUGCUCAAAAGUGUAAUCCCGGAAAGCCAGAGUUGGGCAGUUGGGUGUCGUGUGUCCGCAACUUGUGCUCAAGAUUCUCGGCAGCAAACUUGCAGGGCUUAAUCGCGGGGUGUCCCGUCGAAAAGUUUGGCCGAAUAUCGAGGCUAAUCUGGCACGACGCUCUAGGUGUGUAAUUAACCUGCUCACAAGAGACACAGCAAGCAAAUCUCUUCAAGCUGCUUUCCAACCGUGUUUGUAAACUAGGCCCAAUAAAGGAGGACUGGCAGAGA
Molecule: messenger RNA, 2394 nt
Organism: Cloeon dipterum
Lineage: Eukaryota; Metazoa; Arthropoda; Insecta; Ephemeroptera; Baetidae
Product: lachesin-like
Exons: 11
Coding region: 93-1364 (423 amino acids)
Cellular component (GO): neuron projection
Source: RefSeq, a predicted model, not a curated record